UAAACCACCUAUGCUGCGAAUUAUUUCUCAUCUUACUCCCCAAUGGAAGAUAUGAGAGCUUCAACAGCAGUGCCAGAGAUUGUGAAGAUUGUGAGGUUGGUUGUUAAGUUUCAUCCGCUAUUGAUAGUGACCAAUCUAAUCUUUGGGGUAAUAUUUCUAUAUGAUUGGAUUGAAGAGGAGGUGAGCAAUCAAUGGAAAUUUCUCAAAGUGUAUUGCCAAUCAACAAUGAGAGCUUUGUUGGAUCCAAUUACUGAGAAGAUGAAGAAUCUAUCAGAAGCCCUCCAAAUGCAUUUCAAUAACGAAGCGGCAAAGGGUCAACUAAAGGCCAAGCUAAUUGGUAAACUCACCCUCUUCUUCGCAGCAUUUCUUCUAUUGGAUAUAGAGUUAAGUUCAGAAUAUGAUAAAAGAGGGGUUAAAACACAAUUAUUGUUGCUUGUUGGCCUCGAUUUGCUAACACGUUCGAAGCUUUGGAGUGAACUCCGAAUUCUUCGUCAAAGCUGCAGCUGUGCCAUAAAUUCAACAUCAAACUUCACCUUGUUUAUUCUAGCUCUUCUUUUUCAAAAAUUUUAUGAUAAUUCUUUAAGGAGCCUUGGUUUUAUGUUGAGCAUUGCAAUAUUUUUUCUAUGUCUAUUGGUGGUAUUACGUCCACGAACAGACCUUGGAUUGUUUAGUUUUAUCAUUGGAGUCAUUGGAUCCAUUACUUACAACCAAUACAAGUUCAAGUUUCCAACAUGGAUAAUUGCCUCCAUUUGUUUUGUGCUGUUCAGUUUCAAGAGUUGGAUGGAUAAAUACUGGUUGGAUUUGGAAGAAGAUCACUCUACAAAUACCACUGUUGGAAGCACCAGUUUGUUUUCUGUUUUUUCAUCAUCUGUUGCAUCUUAUGCAAAAGCCAUCUUCGGAUUUGUCACCUCCCUUUACAAAUACCAAAGGAAUCACAGGCAUGAUUUGGUCAUUGUUAUCUAUCACCAAAUACAGUAUUGUGGUGUUGGCUGGUUUGGAACCUCGCAUGCAAUGCAAAGAAUGGAUGUUAUACCUUGGAUCCAAUUGUUGACAACAACGCAUCAUCAACAACAAGGAUGAUAAUCUUGCAUGCUAAGUGGAAAGUACUUAGAUAUAUGGUAAUUUUUAUAUCAAUUCCUAUGUCAUUUUCUUUUUUAGGUUUAUGUUUAUUAGAUCCAGUAUCCUUACUAAAACCCAAUGAUCAUCUGUAAUCUUUUAGUCAUUUGAGUUUUUGUUAGUUUGAAUUUAUUGCAACUACCCUUUUGUUAUAUAGAUAUCAAAUGGCAAGCCUUUAUCUUAUUUUUGGUACAUCUGAUAAUAAUGAGUUAUACAAGAAAGGAUAGCAUUCUCC
This is a messenger RNA of Rubroshorea leprosula, 1351 nucleotides long. Lineage: Eukaryota; Viridiplantae; Streptophyta; Magnoliopsida; Malvales; Dipterocarpaceae. The record is from the annotation of a GenBank genome assembly.